UUUUUUUUUCACUUUCUUGCCCGGCUUUAAGAAUGGCGACUGCCGAUUUGAGCUCCGAGCUCCGUUGCUCCAUCUGCAUAGACAUUUACGUGGAUCCAGUGACCCUGGCAUGCGGGCACAGCUUUUGCCGGAACUGUAUCACCCAGGCUUGGGACCACCAGGGGAGGGGAGACUCGAAAUGCCCAGAAUGUAAGCAAAUCUACGGGAAGAGGCCCGAACUGAAGAUAAACGUGAGGCUUCUUAAUAUAGCAAAGGUUUUUCGAUACAGUCAACCAGAUGAAGACGAGACCGGAGUCUACUGCACUUAUUGCGAAUCGCGCGUUCCGGCCGCUAAGUCCUGCUUGCAGUGUGAGACCUCCAUGUGCGAUAACCAUCUGAGGAAACACAACGGGGCAGUACAACACGCUUUAAUUCCGCCUAGCAUGUCUGUAAGAGAUAGAAAAUGCUCCAUCCACAAGAAGAUACUAGAACAUUACUGUGCCAAGGACUGUGAAUGUAUAUGUGAGUCCUGCAGGUCGCAUGAAGAACACAGAGGACACCCGGUGGAGUCGCUGGAUGAAGCUUCAGAGAAGAAGAAGAAGAAACUCGUAAAUGUUCUGGAGACGAUGACAAGAGCGAAGGAAGAGACUGAGGAUAAGGUCCAUAGACUGCAGGAAUGCAGGACAGCCACACGAGAAAAAGCCGCCAGAAUAACCGAACGAGUUUCUACCCUGUUCAGAGACAUCAGGGGGCAGCUGGAAGACCUGGAGAAGAAAGUCUUGAGAGAAACCUCCAAGCAAGAAGAGAAGAUUUUAUCCUCGGUCUCCAACCUGAUCCGGCGACUGGAGACGAAGAAGGGCGAGCUGUCUAGGAAGAUGCGGCACAUCGAGGAGAUGAUUAACAUGGCGGACCCGCUGACCGUCCUACAAGACCAGGACUCGGGCAAAGAAGACUUUUCUGAGGACCAAGAUGAUACAAAGAUCGCAGGUGUCGGAGAGCUGACUUUCUCAGACGCGUUAUACGCAGGUUUUUCUGAUAUUAUGAAAUGCGCAAACAUUUUAUUUUACACGCAGGACCCCGCCGACCUAACGCUGGAUCCCAACACAGCUGCCGACAACCUCAAAAUGUCACAUACGUUAAGGACGGUGCGUUGGUCACAGGUGGAACAGAAGAAUCCACAGAUCCCAGAGAGAUUUGAGAAAUAUCAGGUCAUGAGUAGCGAGAGCUUCUCCUCGGGGCGCCAUUACUGGGAUGUGGAGACCGGUAGGUCAGGAGGUUGGGGGAUCGGGGUGUGUUACCCCAGUAUAGAGCGAAGGGGAGACCAGUCCAUCAUUGGGCAGAACAGCCGCUCCUGGUGCUUGCGCAGACUGUGCUUGUGGAGGUGGUAUAACCAAUAUUCCGGGAGACAUGACGGUCACAUUAUACAGAUACCCCAGAAUAUUACCAGUGAUAAGAUCAGAAUCUAUCUGGAUUACGAGGCCGGGCAGAUCUCUUUUUAUGAACUGUCUGACCCCAUCCAACACCUACACACCUUCACCGCCACCUUCACCGAGCCCCUCCAUGCCGCCUUCUAUGUAUGGGGGGACUGGUGGUACAAGGACAGCUGGGUGAGAAUCAAGAGCGCUUCUGAAUCCCUCAGCCAUGAACAUGAUUGGGUGAAUAGCCAUUCAAUAGGGUCCAGCACUGAGUGAUGUUAUGGGAAUCAGGGCCGUCUUUAAUGUUGAUUCAGAAAAGUUGGAAAAGUGUGACAUUUUGUGUGUGUUUCCGAUAUGCAAAGGUCUAAACUUAGCCUUAAAAUAUAUCUUAAUCCAAAAAACAAAAAUAUAAUAGGUUGCAGCUCACCAUUCCUUAGAUGUGGUGGCUGCAUUCGUUUGCUUUUUUUAAUAAGUGAUUCCAUGAUUUCAUUGUUUAUCCCAUUAAAGUAUAACUAAAGGCAAAACAUUUUUUUUUCUUUAGUUUUGGAGUGGAGAGGGAUUAGACCC
Rana temporaria (common frog) is the source of this 1961-nucleotide messenger RNA. Its product is annotated as E3 ubiquitin-protein ligase TRIM39-like. NCBI's taxonomy places the organism in Eukaryota, Metazoa, Chordata, Amphibia, Anura, Ranidae. Bases 33 to 1670 code for a protein of 545 amino acids. The record is from RefSeq and is a predicted model, not a curated record. The transcript has a single exon. Gene Ontology annotation, molecular function: zinc ion binding; protein binding.